Brassica oleracea var. oleracea is the source of this 537-nucleotide messenger RNA. Its product is annotated as E3 ubiquitin-protein ligase RNF14-like. Gene Ontology annotation, cellular component: ubiquitin ligase complex; cytoplasm. The record is from RefSeq and is a predicted model, not a curated record. NCBI's taxonomy places the organism in Eukaryota, Viridiplantae, Streptophyta, Magnoliopsida, Brassicales, Brassicaceae. Gene Ontology annotation, molecular function: ubiquitin protein ligase activity; zinc ion binding; ubiquitin conjugating enzyme binding. Gene Ontology annotation, biological process: ubiquitin-dependent protein catabolic process; positive regulation of proteasomal ubiquitin-dependent protein catabolic process; protein polyubiquitination.
AUGAAAUAUGGAGACAAGUCUCUCAGGAAGAAAUCUUCUCAGAGGAAGACAUGCCGUAUAUGUUUUGACGAUGAUUCUGAAGUUGAUCAGAUGCUUUCCGGCUGCGGUCAUCAAUUCUGUGUAGAGUGCAUGAAACAGUAUGUAGAAGCCAUGCUACUCGAGGGAAGAGUACUGAGAUGUCCUCAUUAUCAGUGCGAGUCUAAGCCAACUCUUAGAAGUUUUGCCAGUCUUUUGACACCUAAACUAAAAAAGAUGUGGGAACAAAAGAUCCAAGAUGACUCGAUUCCUGUACUUGACAGAGUUUAUUGCCCAAACCCGAUGUGCUUGGCUUUAAUGUCGGUAUCAGAGCUCUCUAAAUCUACUAACGGACAUAUGAGAUGUUGCUUUAAAUGUUCUAAACCCUUUUGCAUCAACUGCAAAGUCCCAUGGCAUAAUAACAUGUCCUGCGGUGAUUACAAGAGGUUGGGUCCAAAUCCUACAACAAAUGACAUGAUGCUAAAAACUCUAGCAAAUCAGAAGAUGGGCGCAUUCAUGUAA